Messenger RNA from Physcomitrium patens, 3164 nucleotides. RefSeq names its product putative xyloglucan 6-xylosyltransferase 5. Gene Ontology annotation, molecular function: glycosyltransferase activity. Gene Ontology annotation, cellular component: membrane. Lineage: Eukaryota; Viridiplantae; Streptophyta; Bryopsida; Funariales; Funariaceae. The record is from RefSeq and is a predicted model, not a curated record.
UCAUCAAAAAGGAUGAUGAAAAUUCAUUCAUCCAUCCAAAUUGGGGCCAGGGGGAUUACGGUGCCGUCGAGAGCUAGAUCGACCAGAGAGAGUUACGAUGGUGCGGAAGGCAUCGCAAGAGAGAGACAAGACUAGUAGUGUCCAAUAACCGCUAGAAUUCGUGGAGCUUGAAUUGCGAAGCUAGAAUUCGGCGAAAUUGGAACCGGGAUCUGGCGUUCACAGACGAGUUAGUUUUGAGCUACGGGGCUGGAUUUGAGGGACGGGGGUGGUUGCGACGGAAAACAGGGGGCGGCUCUCCGGAACGAUAAGCAGCGGCGUGCGAGCAGUCAGGUAGUCAGGCUUUAGCAACGCUUUCUGUGUAUAUUUUCGAGGCGAUUUAUUUUUAUUUUUAUUUUUGUUUUGUUCGAUGACCUUUUUUUCCGGUAGCAUUUGAUCGAGAGUGGUGGAGAUGAGUCAGAUGCGCGCUUCGGGUACCAGAGCCCUCGUAUGGGAAGCAUGGGCUGUGGCUGUGAACUGUUAGUGGCGUCGACAGGUCGUCGACAGUUCGUUUGCAGUGGACUGCUGCUCCACCUGGCCCGGUGAGCGGAGCUGGUCGUCUUUUGAGCCGCAGGGGUCGUCGUGAUGCAUGCUGGUGGUGGCUCUCCUCCUGUGCUUAUGCUCAUGCAUUGUUAGGAGUUCAUUCUUUCGCUAGCUUGAGGUGUUUGGAGGUGGAGAGAUCCUGUGAGAGAGCAGUUUGGCUGGGGGAAACUUGGUGUCUGUGCACGAGCUUUUCGUUCUUUUUUUUUUUUUUUUUUUUUUUUUUUGAUUCGACUGUGCGGAUCUUCGCUGGUUUGCUGGGAUUCCGUUGAUGUUUGAGAGUGUUUGGCCGUUACUUGAGAGAUAUCUAAUAGGUUACCGUUGAUGAAGCUUAGAUGUGAGGACAUAGACGUCGUACAUUGUGUGUUGUAUUGUCAAUGUCUACUUGCUGAUGUGUCUUGACGGACUGGUUCUCACGAACUAGCUGGUAUUUUGGUACGCUAGGAAGGUUGUCAUGAGAGUAGUUUUCGUGUUGCACUCCUAUCCAACAUUAUUGCACUUCGUUGAUUUUGUUUCUGCUGAAGUGCCGGAGUAGUGGAAGAUGUUUUAGAGCAGGGUUUAAGGUCUUUAGACGAUGCUCUGUGUAUGAGCGGUUUUCAUUGAUUGACGCCCUACUUAAUGCGUUGAGCAUCGAAAGACACGAUGUAUCGUCAGAUGAAAGAGGGUACGUUGUUACGGAAAAUGUCGCAAGAUCAAAUGAAGGCCGCGCUGCAUACGUAUCACCCCGCCCGCUUCCUGGCCACUCCCAAGGGUCGCAAAGUGGUGAAGACGAUGAACACGUUCAAGAUCACUAUCCUGUGUGGGUUUAUUACGCUUCUCGUGCUUCGUGGAACCUUGGGUCCUGGUGGACUCACCUGGGGCAGCAGUCCGCAGGUCGCCGAUUUGAGGGAGCAGAUCAUCAUGUCGCAGAGGGCCCGGGUGCUAGCCCAAGUUGAGGAAGCGAUUCCUGAUGAGGUGACUGCCAGCAAGUUUGUGGAAGAAGAUCAAUGGGACGGAGUUUCGCCUUACACUCUGGGCCCGAAAAUCACCGAUUGGGAUUUGCAGCGGGAGCUCUGGAACACGCGGAAUCCUGGCAGGAACCGGACUGUGGGUGGAAAGCCCAGGACGCUGCUCGUCUCGGGCUCGCAGCCUAGCCCUUGCGCCAACCCAAUGGGCGAUUUCUACCACCUGAAGUUUUUGAAGAACAGGAUUGAUUAUGCCCGUCUGCACGAUCUCGAGUUUUUCUACAACAUGGCCACUUUCGAGAAGGAAAUGAGCUCGUUUUGGGCCAAGCUUCCGCUGCUGAGGAAGAUGAUGUUGAACCAUCCUGAUGUGGAGUGGAUAUGGUGGAUGGACAGCGAUGCCAUCUUCACGGACAUGACCUUCGAGAUGCCCAUGGAGAAGUACGGUAAAAACAACUUGAUCGUGCACGGGUUCCACAAUCUGCUGUUCGAGCAACAGCGGUGGAUAGGUUUGAAUACGGGCAGUUUUCUCAUCCGGAACUGUCAGUGGUCAUUGGAUUUGCUCGAUGCGUUGGCUCCCUUUGGCCCGGAGGGUACCACUAGAAUUGAAGCAGGCAAAUUGUUAACUGCGAAGCUAGUUGAUCGACCUGUUUUUGAAGCUGAUGACCAAUCCGCUCUUGUUUACCUUAUCUUGUUUGGCGAUCCUAAAUGGAAGGCGAAUACGUAUAUUGAAUGGGAAUUUUUACUGCAUGGAUAUUGGAAAUAUGUAGUGUAUAACUACGAGGAAAUUAUGGCGAAGAAUCACCCUGGGUACGGAGAUGAGAGGUGGCCGUUUGUAACCCACUUUGUAGGGUGCAAGCCGUGCAAGCUAGGGGCAUCUACAGAGAAUGACGAAUGUUUCAAACAGAUGGAGCGAGCCUUUAAUUUUGCAGAUAACCAGGUGCUUGAGAAGUACGGCUAUACUCACACGGCCCUGGGUUCUUUCAAGACGCAAAAAAGUCGUAGGGACACUACUGACCCGCUAGGGUUGCAGCAGUUACAGCAAAACUCCACGAAACGCUCGAAGGAGACUGUUUCUAACUCAACUGUGAAGGAAGAGUCCGAGGAGGACAUACAAGAAGAAUUGGCUCAGCAGGCGAUGGCUCAAGAGAAGCUUGCUGAGAUGGACUUACCCGAAUAGAUCAUGAUUAGUUUCUUAACGGCAGAUGUAUAACCCCCUUAUUGGUCAAACCUCUUCCCGUGAUUCUCUCCUCGCAGUGCAACAACCCCAAGUAGAGAUCCUGAAGUUAACUCAAAGAGCUUUCAAUUCAACUUCAAAUUUUCAGUGACGUCUACUAGUCUUUUCAUAAGCUUUUAGGCUUGUAUUUCAGGCCUCUGCACGUAUGGAGGUGUGUCAUUUUAGUCCACCUUGUUGGCAGAUUGGCUCCAGUAGCGAAGAUUGUGCUGUAAUCUGUCUUAGGGGACGUUUGUAGAUGAUAAAAGGAUACUAGCAUAAGACUUGGGUUGCGAAAGCAAGACUUUGUGGAGCUCAUCCUGCAGCUUGACAGUGAUUUGGAUGGUCAGGGGUGUUGGAGCUCAUGUACUGUAAAAGAAUCCGGCUGUUUUUGCAAUUUUUCAAAGCAAUGCUUCAUUGAACCUUGUGCUCAA